This is a messenger RNA of Marmota flaviventris (yellow-bellied marmot), 1465 nucleotides long. RefSeq names its product tubulin tyrosine ligase like 9 (gene Ttll9). The record is from RefSeq and is a predicted model, not a curated record. NCBI's taxonomy places the organism in Eukaryota, Metazoa, Chordata, Mammalia, Rodentia, Sciuridae. Gene Ontology annotation, cellular component: ciliary basal body. Gene Ontology annotation, molecular function: tubulin binding; ATP binding; tubulin-glutamic acid ligase activity. Gene Ontology annotation, biological process: microtubule cytoskeleton organization; protein polyglutamylation.
AUGUCGCGACCGAAGAAUCAAAAUUACAAGGGCCAUGGAUUUUCAAAAGGAAAAGAUCGAGAACAGAGAGCAUUGAUCCGGUUCAAGACUACCCUUAUGAACACUCUGAUGGAUGUCCUGCGCCACAGGCCGGGAUGGGUGGAAGUGAAAGAUGAAGGGGAGUGGGACUUCUACUGGUGUGACGUCAGCUGGCUCCGGGAGAACUUUGACCACACCUACAUGGACGAGCAUGUGCGGAUCUGUCACUUUCGGAACCACUAUGAGCUGACCCGCAAGAACUACAUGGUGAAGAACCUGAAGCGCUUCCGGAAGCAGCUGGAGCGCGACGGGGGGAAGCUGGAGGCCGCCAAGUGCGACUUCUUCCCCAAGACCUUUGAGAUGCCCUGCGAGUACCACCUGUUUGUGGAGGAGUUUCGCAAAAACCCGGGGAUCACCUGGAUCAUGAAGCCUGUAGCCCGGUCCCAGGGCAAGGGCAUCUUCCUCUUCCGGAGACUGAAGGACAUCAUGGACUGGAGGAAGGGCACUGCCUGCAAGAAGUUCCAGGGCUUUGAGGCCCAGCCUUCCCGCUACUCCAUCAAUUCCUCUGGAAGCCAUGACCCAAGAAAUUCUGAUGACCAAAGAGAUGAGAUCCCUGUGGAGAACUACGUAGCUCAGCGUUACAUCGAAAAUCCAUACCUGAUUGGAGGACGCAAGUUUGACCUGCGUGUCUAUGUGCUGGUGAUGUCGUACAUCCCGCUGCGGGCCUGGCUCUACCGCGACGGCUUCGCCCGGUUCUCCAACACCCGCUUCACGCUGAACAGCAUCGACGACCAGUAUGUUCACCUCACCAAUGUCGCUGUGCAAAAGACAUCUCCGGACUACCACCUAAAGAAGGGCUGCAAGUGGAUGCUGCAGCGCUUCCGGCAGUACCUGGCGUCCAGGCACGGGCCCGAGGCGGUGGAGGCGCUCUUCCGCGACAUGGACAACAUCUUCAUCAAGAGCCUGCAGAGUGUGCAGAAGGUGAUCAUCAGCGACAAGCACUGCUUCGAGCUGUACGGCUACGACAUCCUCAUCGACCAGGACCUCAAGCCGUGGCUCCUGGAGGUCAACGCAUCCCCGUCACUCACGGCCAGCAGCCAGGAGGACUAUGAGCUCAAGACCCGACUCCUGCAGGACACACUGCACGUGGUGGACAUGGAGGCCAGGCUCACAGGAAGGGAAAAGCGAGUCGGAGGCUUUGACCUUAUGUGGAAUGAUGGCCCUGUCAGCAGAGAGGAGGGGGCUGCUGACCUGUCAGGGAUGGGAAACUCUGUGACCAACACACACCUCGGCUGCGUCAACGAUCGGAAAAAACAGCUGAGGCAGCUGUUCCGCUCCCUCCAAGCCCAGAAGAAAGCAUCCAGCUGACCCCAGCUGCCAUGGGGAGCCAAGAGGCCCUGCAAGGUGCCACCCCAGAUUCCAGCACAGUGGUACCUUGCGGCCUUCC